AGGCGCGUGCGCAUCGGGGCCCCCGCCCGCCAGGCCGGGGCUCGGUUGUCAUGAGAGCCGCGGCGCUGGUCCAGGCGAUGGGCGGAGGUGGCGGCGGCUGCCGCUCCAAGGUACCGGUGCCGGGCCACCGGGGGCGGCGGAGGAGGAGGCGGCGGGGCCUGCGCCUGCGCUCGGCGGACUGGAGCGGCGGCCGCGGCUGCUGCUGCUGACCCAACUGUACAGAAUGCCACACAAGAUUGGGUUUGUAGUCGUCAGUUCAUCUGGGCACGAAGAUGGUUUCAGUGCAAAAGAAUUAAUGGUCCAUGCACCAACAGUUAACGGAUGGAGAUCACCAAGAUUUUGCCAGUUUCCCCAAGAAAUUGUCCUUCAGAUGGUGGAGAGAUGCCGAGUUCGAAAGCUUCAGUUACUUGCUCACCAGUAUAUGAUUUCCAGUAAAAUCGAGUUCUACAUUAGCGACAGUUUGCCUGAAUACUUUGCACCAUAUCAAGCAGAGCGCUUUCGAAGGCUUGGUUACGUGUCUCUCUGUGACAAUGAAAAGACAGGAUGUAAAGCUCGAGAACUAAAAUCAGUUUAUGUGGAUGCCGUAGGACAGUUCCUCAAGUUGAUUUUUCAUAAAAACCAUGUGAAUAGGUACAACUUGUAUAGCCAGGUUGCUUUAGUGGCAGUUAAUAUCAUCGGGGACCCUGCAGACUGCAGUGAUGAAAGCAAUAUUAGCUCCAGAGAGAAGUUGAUUGACCAUUAUCUUGGACAGAGUUCAGAGGAUUCAGGAUUAGAUGGAUCAUAUGUUGGGAAACCCGACUAUAUUUCUCCCCUGGAUGAUUUAGCCUUUGAUAUGUACCAGGAUCCAGAAGUAGCCCAGAUAAUCCGCAGGUUGGAUGAGAAGAAACGAGAAGCUGUCCAAAAGGAGCGCUAUGAUCACGCCAAGAAACUGAAACAGGCUAUUGCUGAUCUGCAGAAGGUUGGGGAGCGUCUUGGCAGGUAUGAUGUGGAAAAGCGCUGUGCUGUGGAGAAAGAAGACUAUGACCUGGCCAAAGAGAAGAAACAGCAAAUGGAGCAGUAUCGCAGUAAAGUGUACCAGCAGCUGGAGCUCCACAAUCUCCUAGAUUCUGAGAUGAUUCGAAAGCCUUUUGAUUUUCCCCUCACACCUCUGGUGCGUACUGGCAGCCCCUGCCUGCAGAAAUCUGCACAGUCACCACUGCGCCGAGAGGAGCGAACAGGAGAAAAACCCUAUGUGGAAGCAUUCCCCCCAGCCAAAACUCAGCUUCACAAUUCUUUGAAUGUUCCCCCUAAACAGCAAGCCACUGUGGGCCGGCUGUCAGCCUCAGAUUCUCUUUCAAAGAUCAAUGUUGAUCUGUUGCCUUAUGAUGAAAGACCUCUUCCAGCUGUUCUUAAGCAACAAGGAGAAACAUAUGUGGAACCAGAGAAGGUUGAAGAAGAUGUCAGUCUGGUUCCGAAAGGCAGCUUGGCGGGAGAGCCAGAGCCCUUGACUGAAAAGGCAUUGAGAGAAGCCAGUUCUGCCAUUGAAGUGCUGGGAGAAACUCUGGUUGCUGGAGCUUAUUCAAAGACCUGGUCAUACCGAGAAGAUGCAUUGCUCUCCUUGUAUAACAAACUAAUGACAAUGCCUGUUGGGACACCAAAGGAAGAUCUAAAGAACCUUCUCAGAGCGGCUGUCUUUCUGAUAAGAAGAGCCAUCAAGGACCUCGUGCCUUCAGUCUUUCAAGCAUCGCUGAAAUUAUUAAAAAUGAUCAUCACACAAUACAUUCCUAAGCAUAAGCUUGGUAAGCCAGAAACCACCCUCUCUGUGGAGAAGACUCUUCCCAAUCUGCUGACCAGAACUGGGGACUCGUCUGCUCGCCUCCGCGUCAUAGCAUCAAAUUUCAUUCAGGAACUGGCUCUGUGUAAGGAAAUUAAGCCCCUCCAAAUUAUUCCAACUUAUUUAGUUCAACCAUUAAAACAGAAUUCUUCAACUCAUCUGGCAAUGAGUCAGACGGACCUCCUGGCACGGUUGUUAAAAGACCUGGGGACGGAAAGCUCUGGAUUUACUGUCGACAAUGUUAUGCGGUUUUCAGUGAGCGCUCUAGAGCACAGAAUCUACGAAAUACGAGAAAUUGCUAUUAAGAUUAUUUUGGACAUGUACAAGAAGCAUCGGACGCUAAUUCUGGAGUACUUGCCUGCCGACGAUGGCAACACUCGCAAGAACGUUCUCUACAAGACACUUUUUGAAGGAUUUGCAAAAAUAGAUGGCAGAGCUCCGGCGGCAGAUGUCAGGGCUCAAAAAAAAGCAGCAACAGAAGAAGCAGAAAAACAAAAGAAAGAAGAAAUAAAAGUUCUGCAAGUACAAUUGGCAGCAUUGAGAGAGAUUCAGGCAGAAGCUCAAAUCGAAAAGGACAAAGAAAGCGACCCAGGAAAGGUGAAGAACCAAGAUGACCCCCAGAAGAAAGCAGUUCGCCCUAAUGCUCCAGACAUUCCCGAUGAUCAUGCCUCCGUGGCAAAUUAUUUGGAUUAUCUUUGCAUCUUUUGUGGGGAAAGAGAUGACUCAUUCACAGAAGAAGGCUUGGAUCUCCAUUACUGGAAGCAUUGUCCUAUGUUGACCAGAUGUGAACACUGCAAACAGGUGGUUGAGAUAGCCAGCCUGACAGAGCACCUGCUGACGGAGUGUGAUAGAAGAGAUGAGUUUGGGAAGUGUCAUCGCUGCUGUGAAGCCAUCUUAAAGGAAGAGCUGCCCAAACACAUAAAAGUCAAAGCUUGCAAUCCUGCCAGAUCAGAAAAGCUUGCAAACCGGUGUCCCUUGUGCCAUGAGAAUUUUACGCCAGGAGAGGAGGCCUGGAAGUCUCACCUGACAGGGCCAGCAGGCUGCACAAUGAACCUGCGCAAGGCCUACUACCUGCAGAAGACACAAGCCACGCAGCUGGGGAGAGCAGUAGACUCAGUGAUGGCCAAAUCGGGCACUUCAGGAUCCAAAUUUGGAAGCAAGAUCCCCACCCCAAAAGGAGGCCUGAAUAAAAGCACUAGCAGGGCAUAUACAAAACGGUGACACGUGACAAGUCUUUUGUUUCCCUUGUCUCCAUAAGUGACCGAGGAAGUUUUCUGAUUCCAUAGCAUUUCUUGUAAAUCCAUCUUGUGGACGUGGUCCCAUCCAGCCCUCCCUUCCUUCCUGAAUUGCAGGUGGCUGUUCCUCUUCCAUAAAUAGUAUCCCCGAGUUACAAUGCCCCAGUCAGGCCUUACGUGGUGACGUGUAUGUACUCUCCCAGAGGAGCUGCAUCUCAGAUAUAGAGCACGGAAAGCCUGGUGGCUGUCGAACUUUCCCCAUUUCUGAUCCUCUCCUGGAUAACAAAAGGAAUGUCGUUGUCUUAGAACAGAAUCAGCAGCCACUUCAGUCGAGGGUGUUAGCAGCAGCUGACCAGUAGGGCAGGGAGCCAAGGAGGGCCAGGAUCACAACAUCCUUUUUUAGUUGUUCUCAGCAUCUUAACAGUAAAUAACAUGCAUUUUGCCAACUGAUCCCCACCAAAACCUGCUUUUCUCUGUGUGGUACAACCAAAGUGAUGUUAGAUCAUCAGAACCUUGCUUCCUGCUGGCCCCAGCCCAGUGUGGCAUUGGUGAGAGAGCUCUUCACAGUCCUGUUAGAGCCUUGCUUUCUACCUAUCCUGUUGUCCUUUUUUCUUUGUUGUGGCUUUGUCUGUUCACAUUCUGCCAGAUGUAGUGAGGUGGGGUGACCCAGCAGCAUGUUUCUUGCUGCCACAGAAAAUGAAGGUAAGACAGAAAAUCUCCAGGAGGAAGCCACUGAGCAUCUAUCUAUAGUCAAUGCUCCCUGUAACUAAGCAUUUCUCUGCAAGUAGCUUUCUGCCUGUUAUGCUCUGUGGGCAGCAGGGUUAUGCCUGAUCCUGACUACAGAGUCAGUCCCCCAAAUGUAAAUAUCAGAAUAAGACUUGGAUCCAUAUCAUGCCCUUUUUUGGGAGGGGCUCUGAGGUCAUUACAUGUGUAAAUAUUGCUUUUUAUAAAAUAAGGAAAGUGCUUUCUGGUUGAUAUCAUGUGAUCAUCUGACUACAUGUAAAUCAAACUGAUUCUUCUUAAAAAACGUAAAGUAAAAUUUGGGGCUGGUUAUAUUCUAAUCUGGCACACAGUAUCUUCCCCAAAAUGCAUACCACAUACACAAACGUGUAUCUGUUAUUUAUGAGGCAGAGUUGAGCACGUGGUAAUUUGGGACUGUCAUCCCAUGCCCUUGACAUCUGUACCAUAAUUCCAAAAGGAAGUUUACCUCUCAACAAGGAAAAAAGCCCUUUUCUUUAAUAUACCAAAACAUUUCUUUUAAGACAUGCUGAAUAUAAGACGGAAAAAGCCUUCAAAACUGAUGUGCUCAGACCCAUUUGUCAGACAUACUCCUGUGAUGAUACCUCAACAAACUAGCAGGUUUCCUCUCAACGGCUAUUGCCAGAGAUCCUCUCUUUAUAAAGUAAUAGCCACAAAAACCAGCCAGUAUUUGACUAAAGUAACUUUUCCGACUCUAUGGGUAUUCUGCCUAGAGAUUUUUUUUUUAAACAGCUAUUCCUUAAAUAGCCAGUCUUCUGUCUGACAGAUUAAGAACCUAGAAAGAAGCCAUCACCAGAUCUUGUAUUAAGAUCAAAAAAUCAUGCUUUUCCCUGGAAAUCACACACUCAUGCUUUCAGAAAAGACUGGCAAAAUGAAUUAAUCAUAGGUGGCAGCCUGUUAGAGAUUUUUAAAUUGCUAAUUACGAAUGAGUUUAUAUAUUAUGACAGCAAACAUUUUCGGUUUGGUUUGCUUCUGUGAAACAAGGAAAGUCUCAUAAGCAUCGGGGGGAGGUGUUCUUUUUCUGGCUACCUUAGUAAUUGUGAAACUUUGUCUGUAAAUCCCCACUUGGUAAAGUAACACUUUUUAAGAUUGACUCAUUUUAAGACUAUGAAAGUAAAAAUUACCAUGAGGCUUUCCAUUAAAAUUAUUUUACAUAAAAAAUAAGGAAUGAGACUAAAUGGUGCAUAAGAAGAACAUAGCAUCAGAGUGUUCAAAACUUUUUAGUGGUGAUCACUUUAGUCUCAGAGAGCGGGGACAGGUGGCUUUUUCUAAUAUUUUGAAGUGCAAACAUACAAGUUGUUCUUUAAACUGUCUCAUCUUGUUUCAGUGAAGGAAACAUUUGCCCUUCACCCAGACGAGUUUUGCAGCUGUUCUUUGUGUGUUCAUAGUACAAUUAAGCAGUUCCAUCAGCCAAAGAAUGACUUUCUUUUUGGUGUGGAGGGGCGAGGGAGAUUCAGAUGAAAGGCAAGGUAUACGUUAUAAGUAGGCCAGUGUGUGGUGGGCUGAAGUUGAACUGUUUUGUUAUCAUUGGGCGGGAAGGAUUGCUUGGUUUGGUAAUGAUUGAUUCCAUUGAGAGCCAUGUGUCACCUCUUAGGCUUCCCUAAAGAAAUUGUGUUUUAAAAGGAGCAGAAGAAAAGUCCAGCAACCAUAAACCAUUAUGUCAUUCAGAAGUAAAACAUCCAGAUUGGAAACAUUUGCUUCACAAAUGAAUUUUCAUUCGUGAAAAAGUUGUGUCUACGUCAUAGUAUCUUUUAAGGUAUGGUUCUUUCCACGUAACUGAUUAUUCAGAGAAUUUCACCUCUGAGUUUUCUGCAACAGAGCUUUAGGUACAGUUCUAUGUAGCAAUUUGGAAUGUAAUUUUGCUACUUUUUAAUGUUCUAAUUUUCUUUUGUUUUUAUUUUAAGGAAAUGGUUAUAAGAUAACUAAUUCAUAAUUUUGUUUGACCGUUUAAAGAUCAAUCCCUCCCUAUCUUAAGCAUAUUUAUUUAAAAAUUGAUCACCUCAUAAAGUUUUAUAUUUUUAUUCUAAGAGCUUAAGAAAAUAAUUAUGUUAUUAAAAACUAAGUUUAAGUUAGAUCUGUUCCAGUUGAAUAGCAUCUACGCUAACUCAGCACUAACACCCUAAAAAAUUAGAUGAAAAUUUUGUACAAAGAGAAGAAAUUAGUGCUAGUGUUGCUACAGAGAGUUUGCACCUUCAAGUCAGCCCAGGCUUUUCCUAUAGAACCUCAAAAAACUUCAGAUCUUUGCUAAGGCAAGAAAUUACUGAUCAAAUGGACGAGCAACAUUAGCUCAGUGUUCUGUAAAGACAGUCAUACGUUUGCAUAUGUAAGAAUUAUACUUUAUAAUAACUUAUCUUUGCAUAAUUAAUUCUAGCAUCCUUUCACCUUCAGCUGGGCUUCUCCACUAGGGAAUAUAACUGGUCUAUUAAUCUCUUUUUGUUUUUUAUAUAAAGAUGCAUCACUUUAUAGAAAUUGUAGUGUACAGUUUUGUUACCUUAAUAUUAGCACUGUAUAUGAUUUUAUAAUUAUGUUUCCGUUUUGAAACCAUAUUGUUUAAAUCUUUAUACAAAAAAAUGUAUUUAUUUUAAAUUGCUAGAUUAUAGUUACUUAGUGGACAAAAUUUGCUUUAGAAAUGCUCUUAUAGUAAAUGUCACCCCAUCACACAUUGUGAGAGUAUGUGUAUGUAUAUAUGAGAGAGACAGAGGCAGAAAUAGUGCUGUAUAAGCUGUAAAUUAAAGUGAAUUUAAGCUCUUUCUCAUUUGGUAAAGAGUCUUACCUUUAAAAGAGUUCUUAGACGGCUGUUCUGAAUUAGGUUUUCAUUUUUUGCAAAUGCAAUUUACUUUCAAAAAGAAAUAAAUGAAUUCAAAGAACAGCCUCCUCUUAUUGGGCACUUCUAAAUCCAUGCUAUUUAGGUGGCUCUUAAAAAUAUUCUUGUUUCUCAUUCAUAUGUCUUUAACACAGAUUCCACCAAAUUUGGGGGUUGGUCUCUCACUGCCUUACCGUUAUUGGCCAGGGGCAGAAAUCCUGUGAAUGGAACAAGGAGGCCGUGGGUAGGCAAAAUAAAAAGAUGGUGGGUUUGCAGCACUGAUUCUCCUAUGUCCUUGCCAAGGUUUUAGAUGGCCUAUCAGUGAUACAACAACCAAAGGGAACAUCGUGUGUAUACUUUCCUAUAGGACUUCAGCAGGGAAACAGCUGUCUUUGAACAAUGUUGGAAAUCCCAGUGCAAAUAAAUCCUGAGCAUUAUAUGGAUUUUGAACAUGAAAGACUGGUUGAUGUGUGUUAA
Trichosurus vulpecula (common brushtail) is the source of this 7087-nucleotide messenger RNA. It is a transcript of the gene CEP104, whose product is annotated as centrosomal protein 104. The transcript is spliced from 22 exons. NCBI's taxonomy places the organism in Eukaryota, Metazoa, Chordata, Mammalia, Diprotodontia, Phalangeridae. The record is from RefSeq and is a predicted model, not a curated record. The coding region runs from base 224 to 3034 and encodes 936 amino acids. Gene Ontology annotation, cellular component: cilium.